AGCGGCGGCGGCGGCUCCUCUUCGCAGAGGAGAAAACUCCGAGGGCUGAGAGCAGGAAUAAUGCGGUAGGCGAGGCGGGCUGCUCGCUCCCGGCUCCGGCAGCAGCGGCGGCAGCCCCGGCAGCACCCCAGGCGCUGACAGCCCCGCCGGCCGGCCCCCUCGCUGACCGCCGACUGUCAAUGGAGCUGGAAAACAUCGUGGCCAACACGGUCUUGCUGAAAGCCAGGGAAGGGGGCGGAGGAAAACGCAAAGGGAAAAGCAAGAAGUGGAAGGAAAUCCUGAAGUUCCCCCACAUCGGCCAGUGUGAGGACCUCCGAAGGACCAUAGACAGAGAUUACUGCAGUUUAUGUGACAAGCAGCCAAUUGGGAGGCUGUUGUUCCGGCAGUUCUGUGAAACCAGACCUGGGCUGGAGUGUUACAUUCAGUUCCUGGACUCAGUGGCAGAAUAUGAAGUUACUCCAGAUGAAAAACUGGGAGAGAAAGGGAAGGAAAUUAUGACCAAGUACCUCACCCCAAAGUCCCCAGUUUUCAUCGCCCAAGUUGGCCUCGACCUGGUCUCCCAGACAGAGGAGAAGCUCCUGCAGAGGCCCUGCAAAGAAGUCUUCUCUGCCUGUGUGCAGUCUGUCCACGACUACCUGAGGGGAGAACCAUUCCACAAAUAUCUGGACAGCAUGUAUUUUGACCGCUUUCUCCAGUGGAAGUGGCUGGAAAGGCAACCAGUGACCAAAAACACUUUCAGGCAGUAUCGAGUGCUAGGAAAAGGAGGUUUCGGGGAGGUCUGUGCCUGCCAGGUCCGGGCCACGGGUAAAAUGUAUGCCUGCAAGCGCCUGGAGAAGAAGAGGAUCAAGAAGAGAAAAGGGGAGUCCAUGGCACUCAACGAGAAGCAGAUCCUAGAGAAGGUCAACAGCCGGUUUGUGGUCAACCUGGCCUAUGCCUACGAGACCAAGGACGCGCUAUGCCUGGUCCUGACCAUCAUGAACGGGGGUGACUUGAAGUUCCACAUCUACAACAUGGGCAACCCCGGCUUCGAGGAGGAGCGAGCCUUGUUUUACGCGGCGGAGAUCCUCUGUGGCUUGGAAGACCUGCACCGCGAGCACACCGUCUACAGAGAUUUGAAACCUGAAAAUAUCCUGUUGGACGAUUACGGCCACAUUAGGAUCUCAGACCUGGGCCUGGCCGUGAAGAUCCCCGAGGGAGACCUGAUCCGCGGCCGGGUGGGCACCGUCGGCUACAUGGCUCCAGAGGUCCUCAACAACCAGAGGUACGGCCUGAGCCCCGACUACUGGGGCCUGGGCUGCCUCAUCUAUGAGAUGAUUGAGGGCCAGUCACCAUUCCGCGGCCGCAAGGAGAAGGUGAAGCGGGAGGAGGUGGACCGCCGGGUCCUGGAGACGGAGGAGGUGUACUCCCACAAGUUCUCCGAGGAGGCCAAGUCCAUCUGCAAGAUGCUGCUCAACAAGGAUGCAAAGCAGAGGCUGGGCUGCCAGGAGGAGGGGGCUGCCGAAGUCAAGAGACACCCCUUCUUCAGGAACAUGAACUUCAAGCGCUUAGAAGCCGGGAUGUUGGACCCUCCCUUCAUUCCAGAUCCGCGUGCUGUGUACUGUAAGGACGUGCUGGACAUCGAGCAGUUCUCCACAGUGAAAGGCGUCAACCUGGACCACACAGACGAUCACUUCUACUCCAAGUUCUCCACGGGCUCCGUAUCCAUCCCCUGGCAAAACGAGAUGAUUGAAACAGAAUGCUUUAAGGAGCUGAAUGUGUUUGGACCUCAUGGUACCCUCUCACCGGACCUGAACAGAAGUCACCCUCCAGAGCCGCCCAAGAAAGGCCUGCUGCAGAGAAUCUUCAAGCGCCAGCAUCAGAACAAUUCCAAGAGUUCACCCAAUUCCAAGACCAGUUUUAACCACCACAUAAAUUCAAAUCACGUCAGUUCAAACUCGACUGGAAGCAGCUAGUUUCAGCUCUGGCUUUGAAGUCCACGGUGGGACCAGUCCAGACCCUUCUACUGGGAAGCGGAACUUGUGACCCGCAGAGCUUCCGCUCUGGCUGGGCAGCCGGGGAGCCCUCCAGGAGCCGGGAAGGCAGCCGUCCACCCCCUCGACGUAGAGCCUCGAGGUUUCUCAAAGAAAUUUCCACUCAGGUCUGUUUUCCAAGGUGGCCCCCAAGCCGGGGUGGAUUGGAUUUGUCUUUGGCGAAUAUUGCAAU
Molecule: messenger RNA, 2202 nt
Organism: Cynocephalus volans (Philippine flying lemur)
Lineage: Eukaryota; Metazoa; Chordata; Mammalia; Dermoptera; Cynocephalidae
Gene: GRK5
Product: G protein-coupled receptor kinase 5
Exons: 16
Coding region: 180-1952 (590 amino acids)
Biological process (GO): signal transduction; regulation of signal transduction; protein phosphorylation
Cellular component (GO): cytoplasm
Molecular function (GO): ATP binding; G protein-coupled receptor kinase activity
Source: RefSeq, a predicted model, not a curated record